Messenger RNA from Polyodon spathula (Mississippi paddlefish), 979 nucleotides. RefSeq lists its product as uncharacterized. Lineage: Eukaryota; Metazoa; Chordata; Actinopteri; Acipenseriformes; Polyodontidae. The transcript is spliced from 2 exons. Bases 1 to 510 code for a protein of 169 amino acids. The record is from RefSeq and is a predicted model, not a curated record.
AUGUCAUUUGAGAAGAAUACAUCGAGAAGGCCCACAGCUACUAUCGGUUCAUGUGGUGUAGAUGGUAUUUCAGUCGUGAGAGUUAUUGACACAUUCGACAGAGAGGGAGAUGCCUUUUCAGAUUCUACAUAUGCUGGAGCUGGGACUUACGCAUGUGCAUUUGAAGAUAAACCUGGCAAGAGGAUUCCUAAAGCUGGAGUUUUUGCAGAAGCUGGAGUUGGACGUGCCAGGGCAGAAUUCAGUGUGUUCGAAGCAGAAGCCAAGGGCCCCAAUGCAGCAGCAGGUGCUGAAAUCAGUGUUGUGGGAGCUUCCGCAAUGGCCAGAGCGGAGGUGGCAAGUGCCUCUGCAUCAGCAGGUCCUUUAGGUGUGAAGGUUGGGCUGGCAGUUGACACAGGGGCUUCUGUAGGAGUGGAUGGAAUUGAGGCAAAGUUCUUGGGAACCGGGUUCUCGGUUGGUCCAAAAACGAGUGUAAGUGUGAUUGGAAGUGAAGUGUCUUGUUCAGUCAUGUAACUAGUAGAAAAGCACACUCAUUUUGAUAAUUAAUCUUUAGACAUGUGUCCUCCUUGCACUGACAGGGAUUAGUCAGUGUGUAAUUGACUGUUGCCGGAAUGUUGUUAUUAGUUUAGUUAUCUACAAGCUUUUGUUUGUUGUUUCUCAAUAUUUCUAUAUGGGCAUUAGUGUUGGAGUAAAACAUUAACAAUGGCAGUGCUGAAUGAAUAAGUAUAAUAUACACUAUAUAGAGUAGUUAAAUACUUUCAAAUGUUUCAAAUAUUCUACUAUUAACACUGAUACCAUUUAUUCUGAGCUUUCUGAGUUUCUAUAGUGUAGCACUUUUUUUCUAUAUCAUAAUAAACUGUAUUAGAAGACUUGGUGAAUAAAGUGCAGCUUCACCUGACAAGGACAUAAAAAAAGUUAACUAGCACAUUAAAAAAUAUAAAUGAACAAUAAUAAUAAUAUAAAACAGUGACAAUUAAAAUCC